AUGAAGCCACCUUCAACAGUAAAGGAAAUACAAAGUCUGACGGGCAGAGCAGCGGCCCUUAACCGAUUCCUCUCGAGAUCCACUGACAAGUGCAGACCAUUCUUCAGGGCUUUAAAGAAGGGCCAAAGAGAUAAAUGGGAUGAGGAGUGCGAAGAAGCUUUCCAGAAUUUAAAGACUUACCUCACUUCACCUCCCCUGCUCUCGAAGCCAGUUCCUGGUGAAGACUUGUUCGUGUACCUGGCGGUGUCCAACUCAGCCGUCAGCUCAGCUCUCAUCCGAGAAGAACUGGGGGCCCAACAUCCGGUAUUCUACACGUCAAAAGCCCUUCUCGAUGCUGAGACUCGCUACUUUGGCCCUUGUAGUUUCCGCGAGAAAGCUACGACCCUACUACCAAGCUCAUCGAGUCAUCGUCAUGACCGACUUUUCUUUGAGGUCAAUGCUGCACAGCCCUGA
Messenger RNA from Prunus avium (sweet cherry), 453 nucleotides. The record is from RefSeq and is a predicted model, not a curated record. Lineage: Eukaryota; Viridiplantae; Streptophyta; Magnoliopsida; Rosales; Rosaceae.